GCUAUAUACACCAAUAAUUAAGGUUGUGCAUUUACUUGCACCAAAAUUUCGUACUAAUGGUAGGAGCAAAGCAACAAGUCCACGUGAUCCUAGUCCAUGGAGCCUGCCACGGGGCAUGGUGUUGGUACAAGCUGAAGAAGCUGCUCGAGGCGGCCGGCCACCGUGUGACGGCCCUUGACCUUGCCGCCUCCGGCGUUGACAGGAGAAGUCUGCACGAGCUCCGGACAUUUGCCGACUACUCGCAGCCGCUAUUGGACCUGAUGGCCUCAAUUCCGCCGGAGGAGAAGGUGGUUCUGGUCGGACACAGUCUUGGUGGAAUAAAUCUGGGCCUUACGAUGAACAUGUACCCUGAGAAGAUUAAAGUUGCUGUUUUCCUAGCAGCUUUCAUGCCUGACAGCAUUCAUGCACCAUCUUACGUUUUGGACCAGUACUUGGAGAGAACUCCAGCUAAUGAGUGGUUAGACACCGAGUUCAAACCCUAUGGCCCCCGGGAGGAGAACCUAACAUCAAUGCUCUUCGGCCCCAACUUCAUCUCCUCCAAACUUUACAACAUGUGUUCUCCGCAGGAUGUGGAAUUAGCAAAUAUGUUGGUCAGGCCAAGUUCUUUAUUUCUUGAAGAUUUGUCAAAGAAGAGUGCAUUCUCAAAAGAAGGGUUUGGAUCAGUGAAGAGGGUUUACAUAGUGUGCCCGGAGGAUAUGGGCAUUCCCCUGAAUUUCCAGCGCUGGCUAGUUGCGACCAUUGGAGUGGACCAAGUGAAGGAAAUAGAGAACGCUGAUCACAUGGCUAUGCUCUCAAAGCCCCAACAGCUUUCCCAAUGUCUACUUGAGAUUAUUGCAAACUAUUAUGUCUAGUUCCUACUAAAACUGUGCCUUUUCCAAUUCCCAGAAUUAAUUAUGGUUGUCAUGAUUUGUCAAUGGCUAUAUAUAAUUGCAAGUACUGUACUACUGUUUGUUUUUUUUCAAAAUAAACUAACUCUCUCAGCUCUCA
This is a messenger RNA of Sesamum indicum (sesame), 987 nucleotides long. RefSeq names its product salicylic acid-binding protein 2. The record is from RefSeq and is a predicted model, not a curated record. Lineage: Eukaryota; Viridiplantae; Streptophyta; Magnoliopsida; Lamiales; Pedaliaceae. Gene Ontology annotation, biological process: jasmonic acid metabolic process; salicylic acid metabolic process. Gene Ontology annotation, molecular function: methyl indole-3-acetate esterase activity; methyl salicylate esterase activity; methyl jasmonate esterase activity.